Messenger RNA from Exaiptasia diaphana, 1789 nucleotides. RefSeq names its product tctex1 domain-containing protein 1. Gene Ontology annotation, molecular function: dynein intermediate chain binding. The record is from RefSeq and is a predicted model, not a curated record. The coding region runs from base 311 to 844 and encodes 177 amino acids. The transcript has 2 exons. Gene Ontology annotation, biological process: microtubule-based movement. Gene Ontology annotation, cellular component: cytoplasmic dynein complex; cytoplasm. NCBI's taxonomy places the organism in Eukaryota, Metazoa, Cnidaria, Anthozoa, Actiniaria, Aiptasiidae.
CACAACUCAGGUGAUCUAUUCACAAUACUAUUGUAUUGUAGAGGCUUUCCUGCCGAGAGACUCGCUCCGUUGGUUAACAGCGCCCCUUAUCAGUCCAGCCGAGGCAGUUCUUUCACCUGUUUGUAAUUCCCACUUUAGAUGUUUGCAUUGCUGUGCAGUAGGAUUAGCCUAAGCUGUAUUGUUAGGUACUAACGACCACCGUCUAAGUGCUUGGCAACAACCGACAAAGGUUUGUCCACGCUCAAAAUCGACAAUAGGAUUCCUAACAAGGACUGGCUUCUUUCUGUGGCUAUAAAGAAACGUAUUCAAUAUGGCAAGCGAUCAAAAGUCUUCAAUGACGGAUUCAAGUACUGCACAAGCCGCUAAAGGAAGAAGAAGAGGCAGUCUUUUCGAGGUCGGCUUUCCUGCCCGUGGUGACAGAGGUUCAAGUAUUGUUUCUAUCCCAAGCAUGAUUCCAAGCCAUAUCGGACCUUCCCAUCAGAAAGUCCGAUAUGAAAACACUUAUAAGAUGGAGCCUGACAAACGCUUUAACAUUCAUGAAGUGAAAGAAAUCCUUCAAGAAACCCUUGACGAAUCACUUCAAGACGUCAAAAAGUACGACUCCACAAGGUGCCGAGCUCUUGCAAACACACUUUCUCAUACUAUUACUGAAAGAGUUAAGCUGUUGGGUUUUAAGCGAUUCAAGUUCGUUGCUACAGUUACUAUUGGUGAAAUGAAAGACCAAGGAAUACGGAGUGCAAGCAGGUUUUUAUGGAACGAGAAACAUGACAACUGGGUUGAUGCUGUCUUUACAAAUCCCGAGAUUUUUGCAGUGGCCGUUGUUUACGCUGUCUACCAAGAAUAAUAACAAUCCAAUUUGCAAGUUAAGUUUUGAAAUUUUAUAUACCUUCAAUUGAAAACUGGUACAUAUUUUACAAAGUUUUAUGAGAAUUUUUUGUAUUAAAAUUUAACGUUGAGGAUGAGAACCUGAGGCGAARCUCAAAGUCAAUGAAAUKGUCURUAAUCUUAUAAAUUUUAAGUAUUUUUACCGACACAUUUACAAAAAAUAAACUCAGUAUUGACUAUUGAAAAAUCCGUUGUUAGGUGUGGAUUUAACAUUUUUCCAAYUAAUUCUCUUUUGAGAAAAAUUCAAAAAGUAGCCCUUGAACAUCCGUUCCCACCCCWCUCCMCGAAUUUUCCCCGAAAAGGKGUGGGGAGGGGUGGGAACGGAUGUACACAGGCUAUCAAAAAAGGACAAUCAACCAGAACAAAGAAACUAGUUUUUCUUCUCCAGACUAUCAUUAUACAUAUUCAGUCAGCUACUCCCCCCUGUCACGAAGUAUCAUUUUGGUGGUGGUACUACCCCCCAACAUUCACAGUACGAUGAAUAUAACGAGCCCCUCAUCACGUCAUUACGGUCUCCGGUUUUUAAUACGACCACUGCGUACAAACACUAAAUGUGAGUAACACUUUCCACUUUUUACUACAAAUAAUGUUAAUUAAACUGUAUUUAGUGAUAUUUAUGUUGUACAGUUUUAGUGUUUGUACUCUAUCAGGGGAUAGAGUGGUUUUCAUAAACCCGUGAAACAAAAACUAUUAGUUAAAGUGUAAUAGUCAGAUGACAACAAAAGAAAACAAUGGUAUUAGGGUGUMCUAAAGUGUAUUAAACUAAAGUGUAUUUCACGGGUUUAUGAAAACCACUCUAGCAGGCAGUGGAACAGAUACUUGGGUUGAACUACAAGAAAUAACACAUAACUCUUUGUUUUAUAUUUAAUGCUGUCAAAGUUAAUUACUUUUUUAUAUUAUUCUU